Molecule: messenger RNA, 1361 nt
Organism: Cricetulus griseus (Chinese hamster)
Lineage: Eukaryota; Metazoa; Chordata; Mammalia; Rodentia; Cricetidae
Source: RefSeq, a predicted model, not a curated record
AAAGCGCGAACCUGAGGACGCUUCCCACUCACCGACCCCGGACCUUGGCGCUCAGGCUCGCACAGCCGCCAUGAAUUACAUCAAUCUGCCCACCGUGCUGCCCGGCUCCCCCAGCAAGACCCGGGGCCAGAUCCAGGUGAUCCUCGGACCCAUGUUCUCAGGGAAAAGCACCGAGCUCAUGAGGAGAGUCCGGCGCUUCCAGAUCGCCCAGAACAAAUGCCUGGUCAUCAAGUAUGCCAAAGACACGCGCUAUAGCAGCAGCUUCUCCACACAUGACCGGAACACCAUGGACGCCCUGCCAGCCUGCCUGCUCCGGGAUGUGGCCCAGGAGGCCCUGGGUGCGGCUGUCAUUGGCAUCGAUGAAGGACAGUUUUUCCCUGACAUCGUGGAAUUCUGUGAAGUGAUGGCCAAUGCAGGCAAGACAGUGAUCGUGGCAGCAUUAGACGGAACUUUCCAGAGAAAGGCUUUCGGCAGCAUCUUGAACCUGGUGCCCCUGGCUGAGAGUGUGGUGAAGCUGACUGCCGUGUGUAUGGAGUGCUUCCGAGAAGCCGCCUACACCAAGAGGCUGGGCCUGGAGAAGGAGGUACCUUCUUGUGCUGCUGUCCAUGGGGCGGGAUGGGGCGGGCUUGGGCUGAGUCCUACCCUCAUGUAUCCCUUUCGUGGCCCUGUCCACCAGGUGGAGGUGAUUGGUGGAGCAGACAAGUACCACUCGGUGUGCCGCGUGUGUUACUUUAAGAAGUCCUCGGUACAGCCUGCUGGGCCAGACAACAAAGAGAACUGCCCGGUGCUGGGACAGCCUGGAGAGGCCUCAGCUGUCAGGAAGCUCUUCGCCCCUCAGCAAGUCCUACAGCACAACUCCACCAACUGAGAGGACCUGGGGCCUGCCAGCUCCUACCCCAGGUUGGAUUCUCAGAGAGCAGAGGACGGGCUGGGACUGCCGUGCCUGAUGGACAAUGUGCCCUGGAGAGGCUCACCCGCUUGUCACAGCCUUUUUUAGUUCCCUUCUUGGUUGCUGAGAUGCUUUAGCCCAGACUAGAGCCAGCGCCUGCCUGGUGGUUAGGGUUUGACAUCCAGCCAGAGGUGAGGACAAAGCCACAGGGUGUUGUGACACAGAGGUGCUGGCUUCUUCCUUCUUGGUGGCUUCCAGUCUCAAGGGCCCCGCCCCCGAGCAAGGCUUCACAACCCUCACUUUGUGCUGAAGCUUGACCCACAAUGGCCCCUAGGGCUGUCUUUACAAAGUGGUGCUGUUCUUGCCCUACUCAGAGCCCCAAGACUCAGGACUCUUGGUGAGAGCCUGUGCUUCUUGUGCUAUAGUGUAAAAUGAAUAAUUAAUAAUAUUAAAGUUUCUACUUGAGAGCAUA